GCGGCGGCGGCGGGCGGCGCGCGGGGCGAUGGCGGCGCAGUUCCGCAGCUACGUGUGGGACCCGGCGCUGAUCCUGGCGCAGAUGGUGCUGCUGCAGGCCGGCUACUACAGCUCCCUCGGGCUCUGGCUCGCCCUGCUCGGCACCCUGGGCAGCGCCGGGCCCUCCCUUCACCAGGUCUUCAGCGACGAGAUUUUAGGCUUCUCGACCCUGCCGGGGAGGCUCUCCAUGAUGGCCUUCAUCCUCAACGCACUCACCUGUGCCCUGGCUUUGCUGUACUUCAUCCGGCGAGGAAAGCAGUGCCUGGAUUUCACAGUCACAGUUCACUUCUUCCACCUCCUGGGCUGCUGGAUUUACAACUCCCACUUCCCCUCCACCCUGACGUGGUGGCUGGUGCACAUUGUCUGCACAGCACUGAUGGCUGCCAUCGGGGAGUACCUCUGCAUGAGGAUAGAACUCAGGGAAAUCCCCCUCAAUUCUGCCCCCAAAUCCAACGUAUAGACUCACUCUGGCAACAACAUGCUGCAUUUUGUCAUUGUUUCCUGCACAAAUGCAUCUGAUACGCCUGAGAAUCAUCACUGAAGAAGCACAGCAGGUCUGUCCAGACUGUUUUUUUUUCCUGACCUUGGUGACUGCAUGAGUGUGAGUGUCUCCUCUGGCAUCAGCCAGCAAGAGGGGAGGAGCAGAUGUUUAUUUUGUUAAUACAAAGCAUUUAAUAUGACUGUUUGGAGUGGGUGCUCUUAAACUCUUCACUCAUGAGACUGUGAAAAGCCAGGCAGCAAAGUGUGAUGUGUGAGGAGCAUCUGGAAUUGAGCAAAACUCCCCUGUGUGGGUGAUGCAGUGGUCAGCUCUUCUUGCAGGAGAAGAGCAGCAGAGUGAGCAGUGGGGCUGGGAGCUGCUGCUUCUCAUCUGUAACUUGUUUGUUUGGGCUUUGCUUGGAAGAAAAAGUCAAGCAAGUGAAUGGAUGGGGAGAAAGAAAAUAGUUGUACUUACCUGAAUCACCAGCUGGGAUCCUAAAUAACCUGUAAUGUUAGAUGGGUUUGUUUGCUGUUUCCAUGUUUAAUACAUAGAGAUGUCAGCAGUUUGCUGAAGAAAUCUUUUAUAAUAAUAAAAAGAUGAUGUUGCUGUGA
This is a messenger RNA of Apus apus (common swift), 1128 nucleotides long. It is a transcript of the gene SYS1, whose product is annotated as SYS1 golgi trafficking protein. NCBI's taxonomy places the organism in Eukaryota, Metazoa, Chordata, Aves, Apodiformes, Apodidae. Gene Ontology annotation, biological process: protein localization to Golgi apparatus; Golgi to plasma membrane protein transport; Golgi to endosome transport. The coding region runs from base 29 to 499 and encodes 156 amino acids. The transcript is spliced from 3 exons. Gene Ontology annotation, cellular component: Golgi membrane; trans-Golgi network. The record is from RefSeq and is a predicted model, not a curated record.